AAUAUUAAAUAUCGGGAAAUUCCGUAUUGCACAAUGUAGCUACAUAUAACGCAAAAUGUUUGAACUGAAUCAUUUGAGCUGAACCAGGUGAUAUAAACGUCAGGAACAAGAACUAAUAGCUGUAUGAUUAAAAUGGAAAAUUACCUUAAGAAGCUUGCCCGAUGUCUUCAUCCACCAACAGAAGAUGUUACACGGGGAAAAGCUCACAUGGAUUUGAUUUUUCGUACCAUUCAAAGGAAUUCAAGAUUCAGCAUUAAUAAAUGCGAGUUGGUAGGAGGGGCGGAAAAGAAAACUUCAACUCGGCAAAAAUUGGAUUUUGAUUGCGUUGUUUUUGUGAACAACGUUACUCAGAAUGAUUUUGAACAAGUUCUGAAUGACUUCAUUCGAGUUUUGAAUCAGCAAGGCUUGCGCAUUACUGAAGUUAAAAAAACCCCACGCGGCAAACCGUUCAACACUUCAGUUUACAUCAAAAAAAAAAAGAUUUUGACAUCGUGGUAGCAACUGGAAGUGCUUUGACAAGUCAAGAGCAAGCAAGAUGGCUGUUGAUACAAGCACAGCAAAAAAGAACUGUGGAAGAAGGCAAAGAAUUUAUGUGGGAGCAUAGUGGAGAACUUUCCGAAAUGUCGGUGGAGUUUAUAAAGAAACAAAGUGCGUUUAUCCAUCAGUUCAUUCGCUUGUGCAAGCAUUGGAGAAAUUCUUUAAAACCGAAAUCUGUUUACCUUCCUGGUCUAUCAUCAAUCAUUGAAUUAUUGGCUAUCUAUUCUGGUUUGCAACAUCAGGAAGCCUAUCGUGAUGCAUUUAUGAAUUUUUUGGAGACUGUCAAGAACAUCCAUAACCUUGAAAUAUCCUUCACUGGGUCAUACUACACUACAGCUGAGAUACCUCCAGCUAUCAAACGCCGCCCCUAUUUAAUCAACCCAGCCAACCCAUACCAAAACUUUCUCGAAGACUUGGAUUUUGAAGCCAAAACUAUUUUGUCUGGAUUUGCUAAAGUAACAUUAGCCCGAAUGGGAAGAGGGUGCACAAAAAAACUUUUCAAGACGCAAACAACUGUUUAAUUGUUUUGGUUUUUUUUGAGCAGAAAAACUCUCUUUUACUGACACGAACUUUGAUUGAUUUAUUUAUUGUUAUUAUUUUAAAGUCUGACCUGAUACACUUGUACGUAUUGCUGAAAUAUACCUUAUAAUAUCAAUAUAAUUUCUUAUAAUUUGGUUAAAAUAUGUUUAAAAUAUCUUAUAAUUUCUUAUAAUAUAGCUAUAAUAUGUAUAAUUUCAACACCUGGCAUGUGCUUCAUAACCUCAUAAUUUGCUGCAUAGCUAAAAUAUUAAAAUAAAAUCAAACAAGUUUGGUUUUAAUAAUGUUGUUGGUGAUCUGGUUUCGAAUGCCUUUCGUUUGUGCGACAAUAGAUCUAUUAUCUGCUAGUGUUGUUGUGGCAACGAUGUUAUGAAAUUAAAUGAAAUUGUAACGAUAUUAUAACAAAUUAUAAGUAUAUACUAGUAGAAAAAUUAUAACUGCAUUAUAGACUAUCACUUUAAUAAUAGCCGUCGUCUGUCUGUGUGUCCGCGAAAGCGGCGUCCCGUAACGGAAACACGAAUUUUUUAAAAUGCGCACGAAUAUCAAAUUUGAUAUAUUUUUAUCCACUUUGUUGCGACGGGUAAAUUUAAAGGACGGGCGAACGCAACGGGCGACCUUGUGGAUUUUUCCACGUGUUAACGACUAGUAUUUGAAUAAUACCCGUAUACGUCUGUCCGUCUGUCACGCAAAAUGGUAGCUUAGCUGCGCAAGUAGCAAGACGCACGCAAUGCGGUAUAAAAAGGACGGCGAACCGGUGGAUUUUUCCACGGGCUAACGGCUAGUAUAUUUAAUGAUAUUAUAGUGUAGCCCGGCCAUAAGAAAAUUUACAAUUUAAUUUGAUAUUUAAUAAGUAACACGGUGCAUUAUCGCGAAAUAUAUAUCACCUUUGGUCUAUACAAA
Messenger RNA from Hydractinia symbiolongicarpus, 1974 nucleotides. RefSeq lists its product as uncharacterized. The record is from RefSeq and is a predicted model, not a curated record. The coding region runs from base 591 to 1058 and encodes 155 amino acids. The transcript is spliced from 2 exons. Lineage: Eukaryota; Metazoa; Cnidaria; Hydrozoa; Anthoathecata; Hydractiniidae.